Molecule: messenger RNA, 2835 nt
Organism: Brassica napus (rape)
Lineage: Eukaryota; Viridiplantae; Streptophyta; Magnoliopsida; Brassicales; Brassicaceae
Product: two-component response regulator-like APRR1
Exons: 4
Coding region: 1898-2635 (245 amino acids)
Biological process (GO): regulation of flower development
Cellular component (GO): nucleus
Molecular function (GO): protein binding
Source: RefSeq, a predicted model, not a curated record
ACCUUCACCUCCCGGAAACUUAAGCCGGCGAAGGCAGAGCUAAGAAAGCCUCCACCUCCCGGUAACACAGCCGGCGGCGAUAGAGCUAUAUAAGCCUCCACCUCCCGGAAACGAGACCUAAUCUAACAAACCGACUUCACCACACCCACCCUCCUAUCGCAUCGUUACUCUAGACGCUGCGCCACCAUCCCCGAGAAGACAACGACGGACAUCAUAUAUGAUGUAUAUAGUUGAGAUAUUUGGAAGAUCCUUUUUUCAUAAUAUAUUUCAUUGUCUACUCCACGAGACAAGUUUGAAAUUAAGAAUACCAUGGAAAGAGAAUCUAAUAUUGUGAAGCUGUGCUUCACAGAAAACAAGAUAAAGAAAAGAAAAGAAAACAUGUCUAACUUUAAUCUUUGAAUGCAUAUUCAGUCAUGUCAUGACCCAUCCAUCAUCUUUCUUCGAAUCUCCUAUCUCACUGAACAUGUUUAAUUUGGAGUGGCCCUUUGUAUGUAAUAACUAUGCUUAUGAUCUCAUAUAUAUCUCUCCACUAGCCUUAUUUGAUUUUUGGCAUAGUCAGUUUUUUGUUUUAAUCCUUAAAAAAACCGUGGUAAUAGGAUGAUUAAAGGAGCAUCAGAUGGCAAUUUUUUGGGGUUUUGGGGACUAGUCAAUGAUCUCCCGAUUAUUAAAAACAAAACAUUUGCCAGUAGAGUUUGGAUAUCAAAACUUGCAUAAUCAAGAAAUAGGAGCAUGCAUGGUUGUUAUAGCAAAUUUCGUUUAACAAAUUAUACAUUUAAGAAUAGAGGAGUAAUUAAUAAUUUAAAAUGCUGCAAAUUGCAAAAUAUUGGAAGACCAUGCAUGUGUUAAGAUUCGGGGGCUAGGUGUAGGGUUUAUGUUUGCGUAGAUCUAAUAACGUGUGUGUUUAUGUACGGCCAUUUGCAAAAAUGAGAAAACAUUUAUUCUCAUUUUCUUAACAAAUUCUUUUUUUUUUAAUGAAAAAAGAUGAGACAAGAGCAUUGGCAGCUGGGGAUAAUUGGUAUGGCUUGAAUUAGAUAACUAAUAUAUUCGGCUUUGCUCUAUUUUUUUACAACGAGUGGUUAUUCUAUUAAUAAAUAAUUUAAAAUAGUCUUGGUAAACAAACUGAAAUAGAACAAAUAAUAAAAUAAAACUCUUUAUGGAAAGAUCUAGCAGUGCUCUAUAAAGAGUCACCGUUCUAUGUAUGUUUUUCUUGUAACAUUAAUUUAGACAAAGUUUAAUUUUCAUGUUAUAGAUUUUUACGGUAAAUUUUUCAUUGAUUUCAAAUUAAGGUUAUAGUUGCACCAUGUCCAUCCCAUUAAUUGAUAAAAUCAUGUGAAACAUAACAUAACCUUGUAAAAAAAACAUAAUCUAUACGGUGAAUUCAUUAUCUUGAAAUUUAUAAUAUGUUAUCAAUAAGUAACACUGUAACAGAUAUAUAAAAGGGAUUGAUAAACUAAGCAGAAAACCAAUCCAAAAGAAAGAUAUAAGGUGGAUGAAUUUAGAAAGAAAAGCAAAAGAAACAUGAAAAUAAAUAGAAACAGUUAAAACAUAAAAAGGAAGAAUGAGCUGGUAAAAAAUCAAGUAUUAAGGUUUGUUACAAAAAAAAAAAAACAAGUAUUAAGGUAAGAAAGUUCAUGAAUAAAGAGGCUUUGACAGCAUGAAAAGAGAAUGUAAGAAGUUAUCAACAAAGAAGAGUUUCACUAAUUAACUGUAAGUCUGGUGUCUUGUGUUAGGCUCGGCAAGCCCGAACCCAACAACUUGUAACAUCCCACACAAACUCAUCUCUAUAUAUAGACACUUCUCUUUGGCUAAAACUUGGUGCAAUACACACACACACACACACACACACUCUCAUAAUCCCUCCCAAACAACCCCAAAACUAACAAUAACUUGUUCUCUCAUGGCAUCAUCUGAUCCUCAGUUCUACACCGAUUUCACAUGUUCCGGCGAGACUUCUUCUCAGUUUCACGGCUCUUCUUCAUGUCCUGACAUCUCAGCUCUAUCCAACUACGUCGGCGAUGGUUUCAAUUCCUUCAACACAUCUUCUAACCAAGAAUCCACAUUUUUACCCCAAGUUUUGGGGAUUUCUGACGUUUUUGUGCCGAGGUACAUCAACUACUACCAGAAAAGGGGUGUGAAUAAUGCCACACAAUAUUUUCAUGGUGGAGACCAAGAAUACUACGGCUAUUCACCGGAGAUCAAGCCCUUGUUCUAUCAGUCCACUGGAGAGCAAUCUUGGCAGGGAAAUAGUGAAGGAGUGAUACAAGCUGAGCCGAACACAAAAGUGGGACGCUAUUCGGUUGAAGAACGUAAAGACAGAAUCAUGAGGUACUUGAAGAAGAAGAACCAACGCAACUUCAAUAAGACCAUCAAGUAUGUGUGUCGUAAAACCCUAGCUGACCGGCGUGUUCGUGUUCGAGGACGAUUUGCCAGGAACAAUGACACAUGUGAACAACAAUCUCACGAUCACAACCAUUCUGAAAAAGACGAAAAUAUGUUUUCUGGAUCAGACGACUAUCUAAUCCAGCAGAUGAAAAACGACGAUGGUUGGCUUCACGAAGCAAUGUGUAAUCUGAUUUAUUUUCCUUGUGAACUGGACCCUCCUAGUGAUGCUCAUCAUCCAAACAUAUGGAGCUGAUUAGUUUAGUUUAAUUAUAAGAAGCUUAAUUACUACUUUAUGAUAAAUUUGUUAUUAUAAUGUACUUAACUAUUCACGGGGUUAUAAUGAGCAUGAAGAUUCUGCCUAGUAAAUAUAUGAAAGAACUUCAUUUGAACAUCAUAGUGUCUUUGACGUGAGAGUAACUCAGCCAAUCUGAAUACAAGAGCAAGUUAUUCCUG